Messenger RNA from Camelina sativa (false flax), 2034 nucleotides. RefSeq names its product O-fucosyltransferase 30. The record is from RefSeq and is a predicted model, not a curated record. Lineage: Eukaryota; Viridiplantae; Streptophyta; Magnoliopsida; Brassicales; Brassicaceae.
UGAUGGCAGCAGUCUCAAAAACCUCAAGGAGCAAAAAAAAAAAAAAAAAACAUGAACAACUUGUUCAAUCCCAGUAGACCAAGCCCGAAGCCAUGGCCGAACAGGAAGAAGCAAACCAACAAACCCGCCAUUUUUCUUUGCUCCGUUUCCCUUUUUGUGUUCUUCUUCGUAGUCGUCGUCUUCUUCUUCAUCACUUACUCCGAGAUGCCCAAGUCCCUGUUCUCGAUCUCCGCCUUUUCUGGAUCCGUUCAAUUCCCUCAGUGCAGAUCCGAGACACUGACCCGAACUCUUCUAGGUCAGAAGUUUCUAUUCUACUCUCCUCACAGUGGAUUCAGUAAUCAGCUCUCCGAAUUUAAGAACGCGCUUCUUAUGGCGGGAAUCCUUAAUCGGACCCUCAUUGUUCCUCCGAUUCUCGAUCAUCACGCCGUCGCUCUCGGCAGCUGUCCUAAAUUUAGGGUUUUGAGCCCCAGCGAGAUACGUCUCUCAGUUUGGAAUCAUUCAAUUGAGCUUCUUAGGACUAACAGGUACGUUUCGAUGGCUGAUAUUGUAGACAUAUCGUCGCUGGUGUCUUCUUCGGCUGUUCGAGUCAUUGAUCUUAGGUACUUUGCAUCAUUACUCUGUGGUGUUAACUUGGAGACUCUAUGCUCUGAUGAAUUAGCUGAACAAUCUCAAGGUUAUGAAUCACUGAAACAGUGUGGCUAUUUGUUAUCUGGAGGUCGUGGUAAUGUAGAUAAGUGUUUGUAUGGUGUGGAUGAAGAUUGUAGAACCACUGUUUGGACGUAUAAGAACGGAGAUGCUGAUGGAAGAUUAGAUUCGUUCCAGCCUGAUGAGAAGCUCAAGAAGAAAAAGAAAUUAUCUUAUGUGAGAAGGCGUCGAGAUGUGUUUAAGGCUCUUGGACAUGGUACAGAAGCUGAGUCUGCAGCUGUUCUUGCAUUUGGGAGCCUCUUCACCGCUCCUUACAAAGGCUCGGAGCUCUAUAUCGAUAUCCGUAAAUCUCCAAAGGUUAAAUCUUUGGUUGAGAAGGUUGAUUUCCUUCCUUUUGUUCGAGAGGUAAUGAGCGCGGGGAAGAAAUUUGCAUCAGAAACCAUAAAGGCACCGUUUGUUUGUGCACAGCUUAGAUUACUAGAUGGCCAGUUUAAGAAUCAUCGGGAGAGCACGUUUACGGGUUUAUACCAGAAGUUGGAAUCUUUGAGGUUAAAGAAUCCUGGUCUAAUUCAUGUGUUUGUAAUGACUGACCUUCCUGAAAGUAACUGGACCGGAACUUACUUGGGUGAUUUGUCUAAGAACUCUACAAAUUUCAAGCUCCACUUUAUAGGGGAACAAGAUGAACUCGUAGUGCGAACGGAACAUGAGCUUGCUUCUGCGAGUCACGGGCAGAAAUUUGGGUCUAUUCCGAUGAGUCUUGAUAGUAUAAAAAAGAUGCAGAAGCAUUGUUCUCCUCAUGAAGUAUCAAAUGUGCAGCUUUACAUAGAGGAAGCUGUUUGCAGCUGUGCUUCACUUGGUUUCGUUGGUACUGCAGGGUCUACAAUAGCUGAUAGUGUAGAGAUGAUGAGGAAAUACAAUGCGUGUAGUAGUUGAACUCAAGACUGUGAUUUCUAUGAUCCUUGUUUCUAAGAUUGGAUUCAUCUGUUGGAUUAACCAAUGUGGAGUGAUUAUGGUUAAGUUUUUGUCGGUCUUUGUAUAGACAUGGACAGAGAUAGAUCUGUCAUCUUUGUCCACUUGAGGUAUUGGUGAUCAAAAGUGGGUUUUGUGUUGUUAAGUUCAUUUAGGAAACUAUCUACAGUAGUUUCUUAUUAAUAAUAUAAAGCUACUUGUAAUUCCUUUCUGGUAAUUCACACAACGAAUGGCGCUCGUGCCUGAGUGCGAAGACAACAAUCGAAGAGUGGUUUGCGUGGGAUGGGUGCGCUUGGUGGUGAUAAGUGUCGGGCUGUUUUGACUUUUGUAGUUUCGACAAGCUUUGUAAUUUGUACCAAUGUGUUUAAACCGGUUUUGAUUUUGGAACAAAUACAAUAGUGGAAGUGAUUUGGUUGAGAA